AUGGCUUCUUCUUCUUCCAACGUGGUGGGCGUCCACUACCGCGUGGGUAAGAAGAUCGGCGAGGGCUCUUUUGGUGUCAUCUUCGAGGGUACCAACCUCCUGAACAACCAGCAAGUUGCUAUUAAAUUCGAACCUCGCAAGAGCGACGCUCCUCAGCUACGCGAUGAGUACCGGACGUACAAGAUUCUUGUUGGAUGCCCUGGUAUUCCCAAUGUGUACUACUUCGGUCAGGAGGGUCUGCACAACAUCCUGGUGAUCGACCUUCUGGGUCCCAGUCUUGAGGACCUUUUCGACCACUGCAACCGUCGCUUCUCUACCAAGACCGUCGUUAUGGUUGCGAAACAGAUGCUGUCCCGCGUCCAAACAAUCCACGAGAAGAAUCUGAUCUACCGCGAUAUUAAGCCGGAUAACUUCCUGAUCGGUCGCCCAUCCACCAAGGCUGCCAAUGUCAUUCACGUUGUUGAUUUCGGAAUGGCCAAGCAGUAUCGCGACCCGAAGACUAAACAGCACAUUCCUUACCGUGAGCGGAAGUCGCUGUCUGGCACAGCUCGAUACAUGAGUAUCAACACUCACUUGGGACGCGAGCAAUCCCGUCGGGAUGACCUGGAAGCUUUGGGUCACGUUUUCAUGUACUUCUUGAGGGGUGGUCUUCCUUGGCAGGGCCUGAAGGCUGCCACCAACAAGCAGAAGUACGAGAAGAUUGGUGAGAAGAAGCAGACCACCGCUAUCAAGGAUCUCUGCGAGGGAUACCCAGAGGAAUUCAACAAGUAUCUGAGCUAUGUUCGCAACCUCGGGUUUGAAGAUACACCCGAUUACGACUACCUGCGCGACAUCUUGACGCAGGCCCUCAAGAAUGCCGGCGAGGUGGAGGAUGGCGAAUAUGAUUGGAUGAAGCUGAACAACGGCCGCGGCUGGGACUACAAGUCCUAUCCCUCUCAGGCGCACCUUCACAACCAGCACCAAACGUCCUCGGGGCGGGACCUGCAGGGCAGUCAGCUCCGCAGCAGCCAACGGCCCGGUGUGACUGCGGACCGUCUCAAUGCGGCGCAGCCCCCUCCCCCAUCCCCGGCCAACAAAGCGGGAGCUGGCAAGCAACGGGAGCGACAGAGCACUUCAGGUGUGCCGCCCAAACGCCAGAGCGGAAACUUGGAUGUCAACACCCCUGCGGCAUCCACACAGGCCCAGUUCCAAAACUCCAAUGCUCACCUUCCUGCUCGCAUGGGAAGUCCCGGUAACCCUGGUAUGAGCGGUCAGCAAGCCGGUGGGCAAGGGAACAGUGACCCGCAGCCCACCUUUGUCCAGAAAAUGAUGAAGGCUCUGUGCUGCGGUAGGUGA
Messenger RNA from Penicillium oxalicum, 1335 nucleotides. RefSeq names its product casein kinase I. Bases 1 to 1335 code for a protein of 444 amino acids. The transcript is spliced from 5 exons. Gene Ontology annotation, cellular component: nucleus; cytoplasm. Gene Ontology annotation, molecular function: ATP binding; protein serine/threonine kinase activity. NCBI's taxonomy places the organism in Eukaryota, Fungi, Ascomycota, Eurotiomycetes, Eurotiales, Aspergillaceae. Gene Ontology annotation, biological process: peptidyl-serine phosphorylation; signal transduction; endocytosis. The record is from RefSeq and is a predicted model, not a curated record.